CUGUCCAAGAGCACGAACAGAUUCGUGAAAACAUGGAAGACACAAAUGUAUUCCCUGUAAGUCCUUCACCUUUUGGAAUAUCUGAUGCCAAAGUGAAUAUUUUAAGAGUUAGGUUUACAAAAGAUUUUGCAAAAACAGUUUCCGAUCGCCUCAGUUUAAACGAUACGUACACGAAAUAUCCGGUGUUUGUUGAUGCGGUUGACGGAAAAAAGCUAUUCGCCACAAUGAACGAUGUUUCUGAAAAGCUCGGAGAUGUCUCCCAUUUCUUCUUCUCGCCUGCACUGAUUAACAUCUAUGAUCUGGAAGAAUUUGAUUUUGAAGACAUGCUACACUAUUUUGCAUAUUCUGGUAGUGCAGUUGGUCUUAUGGAUCUUCUAGACAGCUCUACGAGGUUGAGAAAUCUGAUUUUUAGUUUUAUUGCAGCUCAUGAGCCGAUUUUGCAGCAAUGGAUCUAUUUUGCAAGGAAAUUCAAAAAUCCAUCUUCAUUGAGGGCUUUGAGGCGUAUAAAGGGGGAAUUCAAGGAUAGCACCAAGUACAAUUUUACAAAUCUUGCUAUAAAAACAAGUAUUUCUCAAGGGAAAUUGCACCUCAAAAUAUGUGCAAAGGACUCCAAAAACCCCUUCGAUCUGGAUCAGUUUAAUUUGCCUUUGCUUCCUAGUCGUGACAAAACUUGUAAGAGAAUCAAAGUUGAAAAUGACGAAGAGGCCUGA
Molecule: messenger RNA, 710 nt
Organism: Mitosporidium daphniae
Lineage: Eukaryota; Fungi; Microsporidia
Exons: 1
Source: RefSeq, a predicted model, not a curated record